GUGUCACUUGAUGCGCGACGUUGUGCGUGUCCGUGACUAUUAACCAGAGAAUAUACAAACGCGCCGCAAGACCACGCAAGACGAGAAGUAAAAGCUAAAGCAAAGGUUUUGAUGCGCCGUACUUGUCUAGCGACAUUAAUAACCACAACAACCUGAAGUAACUUGAAUGAUUUACAGUAAUUUAAUGCUUCGAAACGUCUCAGACACUCAUGAAGUCACUGAUAAACACGUGUAGUUUUAUGUAAUUCGUGAUGCAGCGAACUUCCUUACUAAAUAUCUUUGACACAUGAUAUUUCUCAAUUCAAUCACAAGUGCUUGAGCGUGAAGUGUUGUGGUCCUUGAUCUUCCUAAAGUGUCAUUAUAUCCGGCAAAGCCUUUCACCUUCUUUUCUGGAAAAAAAUUGUGGAAUAUUUAUUCAAGAGAGGACAUUGGUAAUUUCAACUUAAUUUUUUUCGCACUUUGCGAUUUAACAUCCCUAAAAGUUUCAUUACUAGAAAUUAACGAUUGCGAUCCUAACAAAGAAGAAAAUGUUGGGAAAAUAGAUUGCGAAUUGGACACGUUGCAUAUGUACAUAAUUUUAUUUCAAUAAUUUCAUAUAUGACUAUAACCACUGAAACGAAUGAACAAAUCGACAUUUAUUAGCUGCUGAGAGAUUAUAGAAAAACAUGAUUUUUGAAAGGCGUGCAAUAAUAACUAGUGUUCUUAAUCUGCGGCACCUGUCAUCUAAUGCAAAAAGCAAAGAUAUACCACACACAGCAAUUGGAGGUUGCCAUUAUCCUCAUGAUGACUGGACCAAUGUAUCAACAAAAAUUUUGUCAUAUGUGGGAAGGAAUAUCCAUUUACAAAAUAACCAUCCAUUGUCAUUAAUACGUCAAAGAAUAGUACAAUUCUUCCAUAAGACAUUCAUUGGUCGCACAGGAAAUGCAGUUUUUUCAAUAUAUGAUAAUUUAAAUCCAAUUGUGACAGUUGAAGAAAAUUUUGACAGCCUGUUGAUACCAGUAGAUCAUCCCAGCAGAAAGAAAUCAGACUGUUAUUACUUGAAUCAAAACCACUUACUUCGUGCACAUACUACUGCUCACCAAGCUCGGCUAAUGAGUAUGGGCCUCAAUAAUUUUCUUAUUGUUGGAGAUGUUUAUAGAAGGGAUGAAAUCGAUUCUACUCAUUACCCGGUUUUCCAUCAAGUUGAUGCUGUUCGGCUCCGAACUGCUCAAGAUCUGUUCCCUCUUGACGCCUCCAUUUUGAGUGUGUUUGAUAAAGGAGUAGAGAGAACUGAAGAAACUCAAGAACACUAUAAUAAAGAAAUAUCUUGUUUGAUGAUAAAUGAAAUGAAAAAGACCUUGGAGAUGAUGGCAUCAGAAUUAUUUGGAAAGGAUGUGAAAACUCGGUGGGUCAGUGCAUAUUUUCCUUUCACUCAUCCUUCCUUUGAACUGGAGAUUUUACAUCAUGACAAGUGGAUGGAGGUACUAGGAUGUGGACUGAUAGAACAAAAAAUUCUGAAAACAGGUAAUUUGGUGGAAUUAGUUUAUGAGAAUAGUACCUUUAAAUACACUGGAGCAGUGAAUCACAUUGGGUGGGCUUUUGGCCUGGGUCUAGAACGACUUGCGAUGCAUCUCUAUGAAAUACCCGAUAUUCGUUUAUUUUGGAGUGAAGACUUAGGAUUUCUAUCACAGUUCAAUGUUGAAGAUCCUAGAACUCCCAUUAAAUAUAAGCCAGUAAGUAUUUAUCCUCCAUGUAGUAAUGACAUUAGUUUCUGGCUUCCACAAGAUGCUCCCUUUGCCUCAAAUGAUUUCUAUGACUUGGUUAGAAAUAUUGGAGGUGAUUUAAUUGAACAGGUGAACUUAAUUGACGAAUUCACUAGUCCAAAGAAGAAAAUGACAAGUCAUUGUUAUCGAAUUGUAUACAGACACAUGGAGAGAACUUUGACUCAAGAAGAAGUUAAUGUUAUUCACAAGGAUAUAGAGAAAACUGCAGUCAAUGAACUGAAAGUAACUAUCAGAUAAUGAACUGUGUGAUUCGAUGGACUGUCGUAGGAUAAAGUUUACAUAUGAUGUCAGCAAGUGUUAUAAGUAAAUGUCAGCCCUGUCUUACUUAUAAAUAAAAUUAUAUUUCAUGUAUUCUUUUACCCCAAGUAACUACCUGUAUUACUAGUGGAUAUUGUGAAAUCUGAUAAUUCAGUACUUUACUGUAAAAUAACACAAAAAAAAUUGAAUGUUUGCUGAAAAAAAAAAUCUCUAUUUCUAUUUCUAUUUCUUAUCUCACAGUACUUAGCUAUGUCAUUAAGGAAUUGAAUAUACUAAAAAAUUAGGCUUAUUUUCAGAAAUCAAGAUAAAAUUUGGUAUACACCAAAGAGCUAUUUCAUUUUCAAUUAUUUAGUGUGGCUUUUUAUAGCUAAUUAAAAAUUAUGUUCUAAAUUAAUUAGGACUCCUUGAUGAAAGCUUACUUGAGAUUAAUAGUUUUGUAGGGGACCCUCAAUAAUUAGAACUUUUCAUCAACUCUUUCUGACCCUAUGCAUCGGACUCAUAUAAGUGACUUUCCUUCCUACCUGCAGCGUAACACCUGGAACUGACCUGCCCUCUGCCCACAAGUCACGCUAAUUAUUACAUCAAUUAAAAAAACACAGUAAAUACACAAUGCAACAUAUGUAAUUACUACGAUAAAUUAUAUUACAAUUAUCCAUAAAUUAUAUUUUAUUUAUGGUGGCACCAACAAGCUGUUGAACUCUUCUGACAACAGUUUAUAUUGUAGUUAAAAUUAUGACUACCCUAGCUAUACUUGAGAAUGUUCAGUUUCUUUUUGAAUGCAGUCUGCUAAAAUUGCUUUCCAUGCAUUUACAACCUGGUUAACAAUAUAGUGAGACCGUUAAUGUAUACUUGUUCUUUUCAUCAGCAUCAUAUGACCUCUAAGCCUUGGUUCCAAGGCACUUUGCAAAAAAAGUUGUCAAAUUCAGGAAAGUUAUAACAUCCAUUCAAAUUUUAAAAGUUUCUAAAAUAUCACCAUUUCUUCUGUUGUAAUGUCAAGAGUGACAUUUCUCGGCAUCUUCCUCCAUAAUUAAAUUGACGCUAUUCCCUAGGGUUCUUUGUUAUCUGCAUCUUUUCAAUGUUUUUUCUUUUUGAUAGUAGGGAGACCAAACUGCCUUAGCAAACUCAAGAAUAGACCUAAUGUAUUCUGUAUAGAUCAGUAUAAAGAUAGGGAGGCAUAAAGAAUGCAAUUCCAAUCAGGUAUAAUAGUUUAUAUAUAGAGACUAGCAAUAAAUUAUAACAAGUGUUGCUCUGUUAAUUGUGUAAUUGUUACGCAUUUAUAUAAAACAUAUUAUAAAUUCUAUUCAAGAGCAAAAUUGUGUAUUAUUGUCUCAUGCUAAAUCUCUAUUGCAUGAAAAAUAUGAAAAUAUAGUAAACCCUCAUUAGCAUUAACUUUGUUAACACGAAUUUCACCACAUCGUGAACAAAAUUUGGGUCCUUGGAAGGAAACCUAUUAAUACUAAAUAAUAAUCGGAGGACACAUUUUUAUAACACAAAAAUGAAUUAUUUUGGACCCUUGUUUUUCGUUUCUCAAAACAUGUACUCGUGCAAUAAAUAAAGCGUAACAUUAUAAACUAGUUGCUUAUAUACUACACAAAAAAAUGUAUGC
Gryllus bimaculatus (two-spotted cricket) is the source of this 3627-nucleotide messenger RNA. Lineage: Eukaryota; Metazoa; Arthropoda; Insecta; Orthoptera; Gryllidae. The record is from the annotation of a GenBank genome assembly.